GCUAAAUUAAACGUUAUUUCUUUAAUACAAGACAAACCAAGUCCAACUUGUGGACAAAGAUCGCUUCACACAUUUCCAGCGUGGCUGUGUGACUGAAGUUUGACUAUGUGAGAAAAAGGCGGUGAAGUCAAUGGAAAACUCCCACUUUCAGUUUCGCAGUGUGGGAAUUGUGUUGAAUAUGAAGACGGUCCCUAAAUGAGGCUGGUGCAGGGUUAUCAAACCUCCAUCAUCUCCACUUUUAAAAGUAAAGUUUCACCGUCUUGGCUUUUCAGCCAAAGUUGCUCCAGGUCAUGGAGAUCGUACGUCAACAUAAGACCACCCUGAUUAGGAUCCUGUCUGGAGAUGCCAAGUUUGUCCUGCAGCACGUGCACCAGGCCAAGCUCAUCACGGGGCACGAGUAUGACAACCUCAAAGACGACAUCAGUCAUCACAGUAGGCAGGACUUUGCCAUCAAUCUUUUGGACAAAAUGAUACAUAAGGGGGACAAACAAUGCCAUAAAUUCCUUGAACUUCUGGAGCAUGAUGAAAUGCAGGAAACGUUCCCUCUAUUGAAUGAUCUUUUAAUACCUCCAGCUUUAAGACAAGGUGUCCCAAAAAUCAAUGAGUACAAAAUCAAUGAGUACAAAAUGUCCAGCGAUCCUCGUGGUGCGUGUGUAAUCAUUAAUAACAUGCACUUUGAUAAGAGUUCAGGUCUUUCGCCUCGGAGAGGAUCAGAGGUGGAUGUAGCGUGUCUUGAUGAGGUUUUCAAGUGGCUGGCUUUUACUGUGGAGUUACACACUGACAAGACUGCAGUAGAGAUGAAGGAGAUCCUGAAGGAGCUCAGCCGGAGGGAGCAUAGCGGUGACUGCUUCGUGUGCUGCAUCCUAAGCCAUGACAGCGAAGGAGGUUUCUUUGGAACAGAUGGCCAGGUUGUUCGCCCUUCGGACAUCCUUCAGCCAUUUGCUAGAGCAAACUGCCCAAGCCUGGCCGAUAAACCCAAAGUGUUUAUCCUACACACUGGUUGGGAGCAACCGGAAUAUGCGAUUCCUGAUUCCGAUUUCCUGCUGGCUUUAGCGACCAUACCAGGAUUACAUUCCUACAGAAACACGUCCAGAGGAUCCUGGUUCAUCCAGUCGCUGUACAAAAUGCUGAAAGAAGGCUGCAAAAGGGGAGAAGAUAUCCUCACCAUCCUCAGCCAAGUCAUUGUGGAAGUGAGCACGUUUGAGACAAACCGCACUGCCCCUCCAAGUGUGUUUGGCCUGUCAUUCAGACAGAUCCCACACAUUGACCUCACCUUGAGAAGGAGACUUGUCUUUCAUGCGCCUGCAGAUUGAAUUGAGUUAUUUUUCUAUGAGCAUUUGUCUCUAAAAGUCUGGUCUGGUUUAGCUGUAAACCUUGUAUAAACCUCAGAGGAGCUCUUCAGAUUUUUUUAUCCUUUUUUACUGCUUUGUUUUGCUUUUGGUUUCUCCAUAAUGAUGCCAUGCUCCUAAUUCCUUUAUCUUGCAUUGACUGAGACUGUCAAUCAGAGAGACAGAGGCCUCUAACCCAGACCAACAUCCACACUUAUUAGUGUUCUGGCUUCUCAUCAACAAAAAGUGCACCAAGUGCAUUUUAAAUGUUUCUAAUGACUCUUUGUUUUGUCUAACUACAGUUUACUACACACGGCAGCAUUAGGCAUAUAAAGCAUCACAGGAGCGCCACUAGGGCAGUUUUAAGGGGUCCUUUAAAAUGUUGUUUAGCCCCCUAAAUAUAAACUAUUAGCUGAAAUUAUAACUUUUUUCCCCCACUUGAUUCCUCAUUCUGUCAUUUUACGGAAAAAAAGUCAUGGUGGGUGCCGCCCAUUUAAGGGGUUCAGCUCUUCUGAGGGACGUUCAAACUGAAUAGGCUCCUCAGUAGUGAGCUGGGUUCAUGAUAAGCUUAGCAUCAGUGUGUGCUUUCAUGCCACGCUGUUACAAACAUUUACAAACUUCAUUAAGUGGGGAAAAAAACUACACAACUACCGCCAUGGUCAAAGUGCGCAAGAUUUUGUUGUUGGGCUCUUUUAUGAUGAGUCGGGUGCUUUUCUCAGUAUUUCAGAACUUCACUGACAUGGUGAGCUCAUUUUUUAUGAAACAUUAACAGAAGAACUGCAUGAAGAAACCAAUCAUAAAGGUGUCUGUAUGCCUCCAAGAUGUAUCCUGUAUUCUAAACGUAUUCUGAGUAUCGCUGCUGUUGGAAGAAAACCUUUCAUCUCCGUUUUUGUUUUUCAGUUUUUGACAUAAUUUGAAAAUACCCGUUUCUUUAAAUUCAUUUCGUUAUGAACGGACUAAAAGAAAGUCCAAAAUUACUCGGGAGAACGUCUGGUUCCAUUGACUUACAUUAAAAGUAAAGCAGUUUUUUUUUUUUUGCUUUUUUUAAAGUUACAUGGUUUCCUUCCCACAACAGCAUUAUGUUACUUUUUAAUGUAAUUUAACUGAAUAUAUGACUCAAGACCUUUAGAACCUUUAGAGUAUUUAGUAUUCAACCAUCACCACGUUAUAAAGGAUUCUGCCCAACUUUGUGAAGCUGAACAUCUACCCACACUGCACUUCUGGUACCCAAAACAGGACAUUUAAUACCUCUGGUUUGAUAAAUACAGUCGUGUCAAGUCUUUGAGUGUUUGAGAUUGACACUUUUCACAAAGUUCAAUGUCUUUAGGUCUUUUUGUCAGGUGUUCCUUCGGUAUACGGAAGUAAAAUGAUAAGCAUAAGUUCUUUUUAACUUUUAUUCACAAAUACAUCCAAGUUUAUGCAAAGA
Pygocentrus nattereri (red-bellied piranha) is the source of this 2754-nucleotide messenger RNA. RefSeq names its product caspase-8-like. Gene Ontology annotation, cellular component: cytoplasm. The record is from RefSeq and is a predicted model, not a curated record. The coding region runs from base 291 to 1313 and encodes 340 amino acids. Gene Ontology annotation, molecular function: death effector domain binding. The transcript has 6 exons. Lineage: Eukaryota; Metazoa; Chordata; Actinopteri; Characiformes; Serrasalmidae. Gene Ontology annotation, biological process: regulation of apoptotic process; apoptotic process; proteolysis.